AUGAACGCUCAACAUCUUCCCAUCCCGCCCCCGGUCACAGAAACAUUUUCCUCUCCGAGUCGUUCAUCCGGUCGCUACCUUCCAGGUCUGGGCAUUACCUUAGACCGAGAAAGUCCACCAACCGACGUCGUCAAUUUCCCGUCGUACUCCUACGGACGAGUCAACUAUGUCCCCUCGGUCAGUUCUCAGAGCCCUGGCUUGGAAUAUGUGGACCCAGACCCAGCCACUAUGGGCUCUGUCGCGUCGCCGCCUCCCAGUACUGCAUCGCGGACCAACAGCUCGGACAGUAGCUGCUCAAGCACUCGCGCAGUAAAGUCAAACUCGCCAUUGGAUAUCCUCGCUGCGGAUGAUCGCCAAGAAGAACUUGAUCCCUCCGAAAUCCACCAUCUGGAGUACUCACACGCGAUGUACCGCCGUCUGGAGAAGAAUGCCCUCAACUAUGCCACUUCGACUGGACCAGAAGUACCUUAUCGCGCAUCUCCCGAGUUCUGUGAGAAGCAGGAGCUGGAAUAUGCGAAGGAUCUGAAGCGACGGUUGAACGACCAGCCCUUGCCAGCCUUGCUCACAUUUGCGGAAGGUUAUGGUCUCCCUGGCACGGUGGUUGGACAAGACAACGACCCGGUUCGCAAUCGAGGCUCCUCCAAUGUGUUUGGACCAGGCAGCGCGCACCAGCCGGACAUUGUCCGCGUUCCUGGCCCACUAUCACAGUCAAGGUUCAAUCCUUUCGAAUCUGACCCAUGCCCUCUUCAACUAGGUCGCCCUUCCAACCCACGACAAGCGAUCCGGUCCACCGUACCCCAAGCCAAUGCGCUGACUGAAGGCAGAGGACAGAACUUCCGUGGCGCCCCUGGCCAGUCAGGCACACAGCUGGCGCAGAUCCUGUCACUGGGCAGCACUCCCCCUCUCGAGACACAGGAGCUUCCUCGCAGGAAGCGCGUCCAUUGGACAUCCCCUCUCGCCGAGACCAGGUAUUUACCACCCAGCGGAUACUAG
Messenger RNA from Coprinopsis cinerea okayama7#130, 993 nucleotides. RefSeq lists its product as hypothetical. The coding region runs from base 1 to 993 and encodes 330 amino acids. Lineage: Eukaryota; Fungi; Basidiomycota; Agaricomycetes; Agaricales; Psathyrellaceae. The transcript has a single exon. The record is from RefSeq and is a predicted model, not a curated record.